This is a messenger RNA of Dothidotthia symphoricarpi CBS 119687, 941 nucleotides long. RefSeq lists its product as uncharacterized. The coding region runs from base 108 to 839 and encodes 243 amino acids. The transcript has 2 exons. The record is from RefSeq and is a predicted model, not a curated record. Lineage: Eukaryota; Fungi; Ascomycota; Dothideomycetes; Pleosporales; Dothidotthiaceae.
UCAGCUCCGCUCAUCUGUAGUCACUUCAAUCACGCUUAUCCGCAGUUACACCCAGCAAUCGCAUCAUCUCCCCCUUGCUUGAGCUACACAGAACUGACGUGAGCCAUAUGGAUUCACCUCAAUUUAGUCCAGAAUUUCACAUUGUCGCUAUCAAUCUUGUUCUGUUCUACAGGACCUUCCCCAAUAUCGUCGAAAGCUCACCAACAAACAACAAAUGCCUCCCCCUACUCGAAAUAUACAACGAAUGGCACCCAGUGCAAGAGGUCGAAGCUUUGACCGAUCACCCACAAUAUCAAGCCAAGUUGCACAAAGAAUGGUUGGCUGACAAUCAUGCCCGGCGCAUUGCGUUCAAGACACGAUUCAAGGAGGUUAUGCAGAACGCCUUGGAUGCCCGCCGCGACAGCGAGUCCAUAGACGACAGAGCAGAGGAUACGGCAUCGCCGUCCGAUAGCCCAACACCUGCUCAACACCCAAUAUCACCUGUGGAUCAUGGCACCAUAGUGCGUUAUCAACCUCGUGUUAACGCUUUACCUGCACCAGUCAACAAACCGUCGUUACUCAGCCGUGUAACUGCUCGUGGCACACAACUCCUAUCUCACAUAGGCCCCAUUCCGGUCCCCCAGCUGCCUAUCGGACCAGGAUUGACGUUGCAACGGCCCUACCGAGCUCCGACAGGUUGGGUUCAAGCAGGUCAGGAUGCAGCUCAUCUGGAGCAGGAUGGUUCAUACGAAAAUGGCGGUAUAGCGAGGCGUCGCCGUCGAGACGAACAUGACUAUGGGCUCGAUGACGGUGAUGACGGUUCCUUUGACGAUCGGAGGGUACGAAGGAAGCGGUACUAGCGGGGGGCUUGUUAUUGAAUGCGUUUCCAUUUGGUCAUUAAACAUAUGUAACAAAAGGUUGUAACAAGCAAAUCAAUCAAUCAUUCAUUCAAUAUGAGUUUG